GCUGAGGGGGCAAGCCAGGCGGGGAGGCUGACAUCACCGCAGUGGCAGCCCUUUAAACCCCUCACCCAGCCCGUGCCCCAUCCUGUCUGCCAAGCCCAGACGGAGCCACACACCUUGCUGCCAGCCCUGAGGAAGCCCUGUGACUCUGUUACAACAUGGCCAACAAGGGUCCUUCCUAUGGCAUGAGCCGUGAAGUGCAAUCCAAAAUCGAGAAGAAGUAUGACGAGGAGCUGGAGGAACGGCUGGUGGAGUGGAUCAUAGUGCAGUGUGGCCCUGAUGUGGGUCGUCCAGAUCGUGGCCGCCUGGGUUUCCAGGUCUGGCUGAAGAACGGUGUGAUUCUGAGCAAGUUGGUGAACAGCCUGUAUCCUGAUGGCUCCAAGCCAGUUAAGGUCCCAGAGAAUCCACCCUCCAUGGUGUUCAAGCAGAUGGAGCAGGUGGCUCAGUUCCUGAAGGCAGCUGAGGACUAUGGGGUCACCAAGACUGACAUGUUCCAGACUGUUGAUCUCUUUGAAGGCAAAGACCUGGCAGCAGUGCAGAGGACUCUGAUGGCUCUGGGCAGCUUGGCAGUGACGAAGAAUGAUGGGCACUACCGUGGAGAUCCCAACUGGUUUAUGAAGAAAGCCCAGGAGCAUAAGAGGGAAUUCACAGAGAGCCAGCUGCAGGAAGGAAAACAUGUCAUUGGCCUUCAGAUGGGCAGCAACAGAGGGGCCUCCCAGGCCGGCAUGACGGGCUACGGAAGACCUCGGCAGAUCAUCAGCUAGAGGGGGGAGGGCCACCCUGAGCCCUGCUUGCCCCUGCCCGCUGGCUGCAGCCAUCCCGCUUAGCCUGCCUCACCCGCGGCUGUGUGCUUCUUAGCCCUGUCCAAGUGUUAAGGCUGUCACUGGGCAAAGGAGACUGCGCAGCAGCAGCUCUUUGUACCCCCCUCCCCCAGCCUCAGCCCUACUUCUUACCCCAAAGCGCCACUGCCCCACCCCUCCUCCCAGCUGCACCCCCACCUCUACUGUCUCCCCAUCCUAGGCCGAGCAGGGGGACAUGGGCUGGGAUAGUGUGGGUGUGGGGCAAGCCCACUGUCUUCCUUGGCAGCAAGAGCCCACUGAAAGAGCCCCAGCCCAGCUCUCUCCCAUCUUUUCCUGGAAUACUUUUGGGGUUGAAAUUCAAAAAGGAAAAAUAUAUAUAUACAUCCAUCUUUUCUCAG
Molecule: messenger RNA, 1195 nt
Organism: Sciurus carolinensis (gray squirrel)
Lineage: Eukaryota; Metazoa; Chordata; Mammalia; Rodentia; Sciuridae
Gene: Tagln
Product: transgelin
Exons: 5
Coding region: 156-761 (201 amino acids)
Molecular function (GO): protein binding
Source: RefSeq, a predicted model, not a curated record